Alternaria viburni is the source of this 549-nucleotide messenger RNA. RefSeq lists its product as uncharacterized. NCBI's taxonomy places the organism in Eukaryota, Fungi, Ascomycota, Dothideomycetes, Pleosporales, Pleosporaceae. The transcript is spliced from 2 exons. Bases 1 to 549 code for a protein of 182 amino acids. The record is from RefSeq and is a predicted model, not a curated record.
AUGGGCGACUGUCAGAAUGCCACUAGCGCGUGCACUGGAAAUCCUCCUCCAACGAAGACAACCCCAGAUUUCCCUCCGCAACCUGCCCGGGACUCUGCGCAAACUCCAAGCCAAGGAUGUGCUCAAAUGAUCGUGCCUUUGGGCUUUGCAGCGCAGCUCCGAGCCGUACAGGAAGCGCAGCAGGAACAGGCAGAGCGCAUCGCCAAGUUGGAGCAAGAGAACGCAGAUCUCAAGGACUUCAAGGAGAGGAUCAUCGAUAUCGCUGACCGAGUUCAAGCUUUGGAGCAGCGCGAAGCCUAUCGUGCCGCAAGACGCAGGGAAGCAGUCGGUCUACUCAGUAACAUGCGUACCCUGCAUCAAGAAGCCGACAAUGGAUUCCAGCAACGCACGGUGGACAUGCAACCGGAUGACCUCGAAGGAAUGUUGGGCGCGUAUGGCAUCAUGUUGACUACUGCAAUGAACAACCACCAGCGCAUGCUUGGUCAGAUGCAAACUGAGGUUAAGGAGCCACUCUUCUUGAGAAUAAAUUGGAAUCACAAGUUUACCUGA